AUCCACCAUUGGGGUCACCGAGGUCCGGAACUCGUUUUUUUUCCUGAAGUGUAUAUUAAAAGUCAUAAAAUAAUUGCCUAAUAAUAACUCUUUGGUGCCGCAAGGCUCGUACCACGCAAAGAUAACUUGCACCAAUUAAAGUUCAGCUUUGGGAAGGGAAGCAGCAGGGGACAAGAUGAGACUCAGAGAAAAAGAAAAAGAGAUGAUGAUGAAGAUGAGAGAGGAAGAGCAGCCAUGGUGCUGGCUGUGUGUCUGCUAAUGGCUGGAGUGAGGGCGUAUGAUGGACCCUCAUAUGGGGUGAAAUUGUGUGGUCGUGAAUUUAUCCGAGCAGUCAUCUUCACUUGCGGAGGCUCACGCUGGAGACGCUCCAUCACAAGCACAGAUGACCUGAGUGUUGACCCGUUUGGUUCAGGCAUCAGAGAUGCUGCAGAAGGCUUGGUGUUGCCCUCUCACCCAAAGUUCUCCCUCCAGCAUGACACUGAGCCCAUCUCUUUUGAUAUGGUGCGUGGAGGGCAGGAGGCCUCUGAGUUCAGUCGUCCUGCCCGCUCCAUUAUCUCAGAUGAAGUACUGGAAGCCCUGCGCACCUCCAGCAGGAAAGGCCGUGAUGUGGUAGUAGGACUGUCCAACGCCUGCUGCAAAUGGGGCUGCAGCAAGAGCGAGAUCAGCUCCCUCUGCUGAGACCAGUCACUCUAGCACUUGUGUUCGAGUGUGUGUGUGUGUGUGUGUGUGUGUGGUUGUGUGUGCUUGAGCGUCUUUUCCUUCCUGUCUUUGACCUUAGCUUGAUGAGCCCAAGAUUUAGCAUUUUUUCCCCACAAAAUGUUUAUCUGUAUCAGUUUAACAGCGAGUGUAUGCUUGCCACCAAACACGUUACAAAUCAUAUUCAGUUGUAUUUGAUUAUUUUUAUUAAAU
This is a messenger RNA of Ictalurus punctatus (channel catfish), 909 nucleotides long. It is a transcript of the gene rln3a, whose product is annotated as relaxin 3a. Gene Ontology annotation, molecular function: hormone activity. NCBI's taxonomy places the organism in Eukaryota, Metazoa, Chordata, Actinopteri, Siluriformes, Ictaluridae. The coding region runs from base 235 to 678 and encodes 147 amino acids. The transcript is spliced from 3 exons. The record is from RefSeq and is a predicted model, not a curated record. Gene Ontology annotation, cellular component: extracellular region.